GCAGCUCGUUCCACACCACCUCCACGCCCUCCUCAGUGUCCAUGGCCAGGAAGGUGCUCUGGAUGCCAGGCAUGUUCCCCUGGUUCACCUGCUCGCGGCGCUUCUGCCAGCGGCCGCAGGGACUCUCCUCCAGCACCUCGCUCUCCUCCUCGCUCUCCUCCUCCUUCUCCUGCGCCAGCCGCGCGUCCGGCUCCGGCACCGCCAUCCCCGCCGCGAUCCGCGAUCCGUGCCCGGCUGUGCCGGGCUCGAGUCCGACCUGAUCCGCUUAGAUCCGACCCGAUCCGCUCAGAUCCGAUCCAAUCCGACCCGAUCCGCUCCGAACCGCGUCGAGCCGAGCUGAUGCGCGCCGAACCGAAGCGAACCGAACGGAACCAAGCCGAAGGCGGCGAAACGGAGCCGAGCGGCACCGCAGCGCCCCGAGCCCCGCCGCGCUCCGCCGGUGCCGUGCGGGGCCGGCCCGGUCUCGUCCCGCCCCGCUCCGGACGUGCGGCCGCGCACGCCCCGCCCCGCCGGGAGGGGCUCCCGCACCCCCGGCAGCUCCCGCACCCCCGGGAGGGGCUCCCGCACCCCCGGCAUCCCCGGGAGGGGCUCCUGAAUCCCCGGGAGGGGCUCCGGCACCCCCGGCAGCUCCCGCACCCCCGGCAGCUCCCGCACCGGGCUCGACCCGCCCCGGGGCCGUCCGUUACUUUUAGCCCGGCCGUGCCUCGUCCCACCCUUUUUCCGCGCUGCGCUGGCGCCUGGCGGGGCUCGGGCUCGUCCUCCCCCUCUGGGCUGCGGCUGCUCCGGGUGACCGAGGGGACACGGGAAGGGCACGCCAGGUAUGGCCACAACCUCCCGGCCUGGCACGGGACAAGGGAGCAGGAGGUGUGUGCUGGUGGGGGCCACCACCGGGUCCUGCUUGGCCACCACCGGGUCCUGCAGGGCCACCACCAGGUCCUGCUGGGCCACCACCAGGUCCUGCUGUGCCACCAUGAAGUCCUUCUGGGCCACCAUCAUGUCCUGCUAAGCCACCACCGAGUCCCCUGGGCCACCACCAGGUCUCACUGGGUCACCACCAGAUCCCCCUGGGCCACCACCAGGUCCUGCUGUGCCACCAUGAAGUCCUUCUGGGCCACCACCAGGUCUCACUGGGUCACCACCAGGUCCUGCUUGGCCACCACCGGGUCCUGCUGGGCCACCACUGAGUCCCCUGGGCCACCACCAGGUCUCACUGGGCCACCACCAGGUCUCACUGGGCCACCACCAGGUCCUGCAGGGCCAACACCAGGUCCCUCUGGGCCACCACCAGGUCCUGCUGUGCCACCACCAGGUCCUGCUGGGCCACCACCAGGUCUCACUGGGUCACCACCAUGUCCCUCUGGGCCAGCACCAGGUCCUGCUGUCCCACCAUGAAGUCCUUCUCAGCCACCACCAGGUCCUGCUAAGCCACCACCGAGUCCCCUGGGCCACCACCAGGUCCCCCUGGGCCACCACCAGGUCCCUCUGUGCCCCCCAGCCCCCGUUCCAGCCCAGUGCCUGGUGCCAGGAGCUGCCCCUGGGUCACCUUGUCCCCUGUGUGCCAGGAGCUCCCAGGAUGGGUCGCCUUGUCCCUUGUGUGCCAGGAGCUCCCCCUGGGUCACCUUGUCCCUUGUGUGCCAGGAGCCCCCCCUGGGUCACCUUGUCCCCUGUGUGCCAGGAGCUCCCAGGGUGGGUCACCUUGUCCCCUGUGUGCCAGGAGCUGCCCCUGGGUCACCUUGUCCCCUGUGUGCCAGGAGCCCCCCCUGGGUCACCUUGUCCCCUGUGUGCCAGGAGCUCCCAGGAUGGGUCACCUUGUCCCCUGUGUGCCAGGAGCUGCCCCUGGGUCCCCUGUGUGCCAGGUGGGGCUGGAAGCGGUGCCAGCCCCUGGUUCUUAUCACAGCAGAGUCUGGGAAUGAGUUCAAGGCCAAGGGAUGGAAAUGUUGUCACCAAACACAAACCGAGCCCCACACCCAGGCACCUUCCCCAUCCCCAGAGCCCCUGCAGCGCCCCGGGGCCACCUCCCGGCCUUGAUGGCAGCCCCGGGGCCACCUCCCGGCCUCGAUGGCAGCCCCGGGGCCACCUCCCGGCCUCGAUGGCAGCCCCGGGGCCACCUCCCGGCCUCGAUGGCAGCCCCGGGGCCACCUCCCGGCCUCGCUGGCAGCCCCGGGGCCACCUCCCGGCCGUGGCUCACUCCAGCUCCUGAUGGGACCCUUGUGACCAUCUCCUGGCCAUGGCUGACUUCUCCCAGCUCCCAGUGCCACCCCUGUGACCCCUCCUGGCCUCCAUGGCACCCCUGUGACCUCCUCCUGGCUGUGUGUGACUCCAGCUCUCAAUGGUGGCAUCGCUGUGAUGAUCUGCCAGCCUCGGCUGACUCCACUCCUGAUGUCAGCCCUGUGACCCCCUCCCAGCUCCCAGUGCCACCCCUGUGACCCCCUCCUGGCCAUGGCCAACUCACUCCAGCUCCUGAUGGCAGCCAUGAGACCCUUCCCAGCCUCAAUGGCACCCCUGUGACCCUUCCCAGCCUUGGCUCACUCCAGAUCUCGAUGGUGGCACCCCUGUGAUCCCCUCCUGGCUGUGGCUGCCUCCAGCUUCUGAUGACAGCCCUGUCACCCCCUCCCAGCCUCGAUGCCACCCCUGUGACCCCUCCUGGCCUCCAUGGCACCCCUGUGACCCCUCCUGGCUGUGUGUGACUCCAGCUCUCAAUGGUGGCACCGCUGUGAUGAUCUGCCAACCUCGGCUGACUCCACUCCUGAUGGCACCCCUGUGACCCCCUCCCAGCCUCGGUUGGCUCCAGUUCCCUGGGACCAUCUCUGAGCCUCAAUGGGACCCCUGUGACCCUCUCCUGGCCGUGUCUGACUCCAGCUCUCCAUGGUGGCACCCCUGUGACCCUCUCCUGGCCAUGGCAAACUCACUCCAGCCCCCAGUGCCAGCCCUGGGACCCCCUCCCAGCCUUGGCUGACUCCAGUUCUCAAUGGUGGCACCCCAGCCUCAAUGGUGGCCACCUCCCAGCCUCAAUGGCCCCUCUGUGACAUCUCAUGGCUGACUGCUCCUGGCUCCUGGUGGCACCCCUGUCACCCCCUCCUGGCCGUGGUUGACUCCAUCUCUCAAUGGUGGCACCCCUGUGACCCCUCCCAGCCUUGGCUGACUCCAGCUCUCCAUGGUGCCACCCCUGUGACCCUCUCCUGGCCAUGUCUGACUCCAUCUCUCAAUGGUGGCACCCCUGUGACCCCCUCCUGGCCAUGGCUGCCUCCUGGAGCUGCCUUUUCAGCACCUCCAGCACCCCCAAAAGGGAUGAGCAGAUGAGCACUGUCUGGGCCGAGUUUGCUGAUCCACCGCAGUUUCUGGGUGGUUCGGCUUCCACAGCCGGCUCGGGUGGCACAGGGAGGGGUGGCACAGGGUCCCAGCUAUGGAUCGCCCUGAACGUGCCCUGAGCUGGCCGAGCCCAUGGCCACUCCCAAGCCCCUCUCAGGCCCCUCUGUUUUUCCCCUCCUGGCACCUCUGCAGGCCCUGGGGUUGGGGGGCACAGCCUGGCACAGUGGGACCCCCCCAGCCCGGCCCAGCGCUCCUGGAAUAAACAGGGCAGGAGAUCUUUCACCUUUUGAAUGCCUUCAUUAUAAACCAGCUUGGGUGGGGAGACCCGACGGGUCACACACACACAGAGGCCACCACUGCUCCCAGGAGUGGCACAGAGGAGGAGGAGGAGGAGGAGGAGGAGGAGGAGGAGGGAAAUUGCAGCUGCGCCCUCUGAUCUCCAGGCAGGGCCGGGGGCUCCAUCCCCACGAGAGCAGCAGGAGAUUCCUGGGUCCUGAGUUUGACACUCGAGCUCUUCCUUCCAGCCGACAUCUCUGAGCUCAGGGUGAGGGGUAGAGAGGAUCUCAGCGGACACCGGGUUCUGUUCCUCACCUCCAGACAUCACUUCAGUCUCUCAAGUCCGCGGUGGCUCGUUGGUUUUAGGGGUUUUUCCUGCGGGAUUUGGUGCGGGGUUCCCUCAUUCGCCUGCCAGCCCCGAUGUCACCUCCUCCUCACAGUCCUGGGCGCCAUUUCCCAGGAAGCAGCAGGGGGAUGCUGGACAAAGGGGAUUUCUCACCACCAACAGCAGGUAAUUAAAGGAAAACCAUUAACAGCAGGGGAUUACAGCAUGAAAUUAUUAACAACAAGCGGUUAGAACUCCAGCUUGGCAGCAAUUGGCUUAGCUUGUGAACUCUGCAACCUUUGAAAAAUGGACAACUCUUCUUCCACUCAUAACAGGACCACA
Molecule: messenger RNA, 4252 nt
Organism: Agelaius phoeniceus (red-winged blackbird)
Lineage: Eukaryota; Metazoa; Chordata; Aves; Passeriformes; Icteridae
Source: RefSeq, a predicted model, not a curated record